AUGGCAGGCGCAGAGGCAGAACCUGUGUCCACCGCAGAACUGACAGGCCCGGACGACGAGCAGGUGAUCGUAAACCUGAUACAAUCCUUGAUGAAGAAUAUUCAGACGAGGGAUUUGCUGCGGGACGAUUUGCGCCAGAAACAAAAUAAUUUUAGAAACAUACUGGUGGAGUUGGACCGUGAGAACUCGUCUCUGCAGGUCGAGAAUGCUUCACUGAGAAAUUACAGUGAUCAACAGAGAAAGAUAAUUUCUUCAUUGGAGGAGCGUACCUGUAAGUUGGACAACCAGGUCGACAGCUUGCUGUAUAAGUUAAAUAAUGCGAAUGAUGCUUUGAGGAACACGCAACAGGAGGUGAGAGACAGAGACAGGCAGCUGAAACAACACGCGAUAGAUAAACAGAAGAUAAUAGAGAAAUGCAGCAACAAGAUACGAGCUGAGAUUGACAGGAUGACAAGAGAAUUUGAGACGAAGCUGCACGAGCAACGUGAACGGUUGGAGAGUCACAUCAAGAAGCAGGAGGAGAAAUUGAAAUUGAUGAAGCAGAUACUCGCAAAUAACGACAACACGUCCGAUAACGUCGCAGUCGCGGCACAACCGAAUCCAAAACCGAGAACGGAGGCACCGGAGGAGGAGCCAGUCUCGACGAUACUCGCGAAGAAGCUUUCGACGGCGGAAACCAUCGAUUCUCAAACCCCGUCGACGUCCACGAUCGGGUCGGCCGACGCCACAACGAAAUCAGACGCGGAAGCGACGAGGAACGUCUCGAAGGAUUCAGUUGAACCGUACAAGCCGAGUAGAAGAGAUAAAGUCCCGGUGGUGAAUCCGAGGUAUCAAUCGCGAAACGCGAACAAAUGGAUAGACCAUCGUCCCGGCCGGUUGGUACCCGUCGGUACGAUCCUCCAGCCGCAGACACCGAGCAAACGCAGCGUCACGAAACUGACAGAUCCGAAGCCCUUCACGUCCAGAUCCGCCAGGUACUGCUUGUACGCCCAGGAACAGGAUACGGACGGUGAGCUCGAGACCAGGCUGUACAAGGCGAAUGUGUUGCCGACGAGCGGAGGAGGGGCGCAGGUUGUGUUUAACGAUAUAGAGUGUCUGAAACAAGUGUCCCCGGCGAGACAAAAGCAACAAAGUAGGCUGGUAGACGCAGAAAAUAGCUCGGUACACUCGUAAGCGUACCUCGCACUCGGCAGAAGAAUCUCCCGGUUUACGCUCGCCGGAAAACCCCGAGAAAGCUAGUCGUUCGCAAAAUUGGCAAUACUCGUCGUCGUUUAUUCGUCGCUCAAUAAAGACCUGUAGGAAGACUUAUAAGAGCAAGUGCUGGUUAAAAAUGUGUAAAGAGCAACCGUACAGUUGAGGCUUCCGAUUACUCGCUGCGUCUUUGUUUGAUGACGUCAGAAGCUCAGAAAUACAGGAGGCUGGAUAUUCCGUGUUAGAAACGUAACGUUUAUUUUCCCCAUUCGCUCUCAAGCCGUGGAACACAACAACACCGUUCGACGCUUUGAUUCCAAAAUAUCCAUAUACAUCGUAGUAUGUGGCGAAUUGGAAGACGGAUAUUCUCUCUCUCUCUCUCUCUUUCUCACAGAUCUACGUUGAUCGUGAGACCUACAGUGAGACGUUUCGACGUAAGGGCGAGAGCUACGAGAGAGCGCUAUCUUACACACACACACACGUACGAUAAUAAUGCGCAGCAAGAACAACUCCGCAUACCGAUGAAUCUCAGUUUAUUUUUAAUGCGAACAAAGACUCCUUUUAUUAUCGUUGCCACACACAAGGACGCGUGCUAAACGGGAUGGAUGCGAUUUGUCUGUUUGCCUUGUUUUGUUUUUUUCAUUUUCAUUAAAUAAAACUGUGUGUGACACGCUUUGAAAUAGUUUCCCGCUCGAUUGCGAACUAGCCACCAUGUAUUUUAUCUUACAUACGACUGACGAUCACGCACAAAGGAUUGUACUCUCCGAAAACACAAAGUGUUCCGCAACAGAUGUCGGUAAUAUACAUACAGACACACAUACAUACACCCUCCCCCCCCCCUCCUUUCAUC
Dinoponera quadriceps is the source of this 2041-nucleotide messenger RNA. RefSeq names its product kinesin-like protein KIF23. NCBI's taxonomy places the organism in Eukaryota, Metazoa, Arthropoda, Insecta, Hymenoptera, Formicidae. The transcript has 8 exons. Bases 1 to 1173 code for a protein of 390 amino acids. The record is from RefSeq and is a predicted model, not a curated record.